Messenger RNA from Carica papaya (papaya), 828 nucleotides. Its product is annotated as 3-ketoacyl-CoA synthase 20-like. NCBI's taxonomy places the organism in Eukaryota, Viridiplantae, Streptophyta, Magnoliopsida, Brassicales, Caricaceae. Gene Ontology annotation, biological process: fatty acid biosynthetic process. The record is from RefSeq and is a predicted model, not a curated record. Gene Ontology annotation, cellular component: membrane. Gene Ontology annotation, molecular function: acyltransferase activity, transferring groups other than amino-acyl groups.
AUGGGUUGUAGUGCUGGUCUUAUUUCUAUAGAUCUGGUAAAGGAUCUUUUACAGGCACACCCCAAUUCCUAUGCUCUAGUUAUUAGCACAGAGAAUAUGACUAGCAGUUGGUAUGUUGGUAACAAUCGACCAAUGCUCAUCCCAAACUGCAUAUUCCGUGUUGGGGGUGCUGCAAUCCUUCUCUCCAACCGAUCAUCUGAUCGUCAACGCUCAAAGUACCAACUUCUUCAUACUGUUCGUACUCACAAAGGUGCAGACAACAAGUCUUAUAAUUGUGUCUUUCAGCAAGAAGAUGAAGUCCAAAAAUCUGCUGUAACACUCUCAAAAGACCUAAUGCUUGUGGCAGGGGAAGCCUUAAAAACCAACAUCACCACCCUUGGGCCGUUGGUUCUUCCCAUGUCAGAUCAAUUCCUUUUCUUUGCAACUUUUAUAGCAAGGAAGUUUCUGAAAAUGAAGAUGAUAAGGUCGUAUGUUCCUAAUUUCAAGAUGGCUUUUCAACACUUUUGCAUUCAUCCGGGAGGGAAAGCGGUAUUGGAUGAGGUAGAGAAAAGACUUGAACUCACUGAAUGGCAUAUGGAGCCUUCACGGAUGACUUUAUAUAGGUUUGGAAAUACUUCAAGCAGUUGUUUGUGGUACGAAUUAGCUUACUCAGAAGCAAAAGGAAGGAUCAAAAAAGGUGAUAAGAUUUGGCAAAUCGGGUUUGGAUCGGGUUUCAAGUGCAACAGUGCUGUGUGGAUUGCAAGGAGAGCAAUUGAUCCCGUUAAAGAGAAGAAUACCUGGUCUGAUGAAAUUGAUGAGCUCCCUGAAGUAGCAGACUUUAUUGAUUAA